Molecule: messenger RNA, 1377 nt
Organism: Candidozyma haemuli
Lineage: Eukaryota; Fungi; Ascomycota; Pichiomycetes; Serinales; Metschnikowiaceae
Gene: MKK2
Product: mitogen-activated protein kinase kinase
Exons: 1
Coding region: 1-1377 (458 amino acids)
Biological process (GO): protein phosphorylation
Molecular function (GO): ATP binding; protein kinase activity
Source: RefSeq, a predicted model, not a curated record
AUGUCGGACCGAAGUCCCUUGUUUAACAUCCCGGUGCCCAACGGCUCUCAUAGACAACCGCCGCAGCUUCUGAUGCCAUCGCCGGUUUCCAUCAAUCCUAACGAGGCACCAGCGUUACCCCUGGGCUUUCAAGGGUCUCAGGGUUCCCAGGGACCACAGGGACAAGCCAGUGGCGAGCCACCGUUGCCGAAUAUACCGACGAAGAAAACUGGGCCACGUCGUAAACCGCCUCCAAUCGAUUUCUCCAAGAUCGACGGUUCUCACUCUUUCAGCCCUCAGAGCGACAGCCCGGAAAACCACCAUGCUGGGUUGCCUCCUAGCCUUAAAGCCAACGUCAAUUCCACCGUACGUAUUGGCGAGGCCGUUAAAAACCAUACAAAUCAGCAGCGCGUGCCGCCCAACCACCACCAGAACAAUGUCCAACCGCAAAGGCCCGCUAGACUGAAAAACAUAGAUGAUCUCACGCCAGAGGACUGGAACCGUUUGGCCAACACGCAGCAGAUCACAGAACUUGCAAAGCUCGGUGAGGGCAAUGGAGGCAGUGUCUCCAAGUGCCAGCUUCGAAGCGGGUCCCCUAUCUUUGCUUUGAAGCUUAUUAAUGCGGACCCUAACCCAGAUGUUCAAAAACAAAUCAUUCGUGAGCUACAAUACAACCGUCUGUGUAGUUCGCCUAAUAUUGUGAAGUACUACGGCACGUUUAUGGUUGAGGAGCAGCUGAUGAUUGGUAUUGCCAUGGAAUACAUGGGCGGCCGUUCGUUGGAUGCUAUUUACAGAAGAGUCAUUGAGAUUGAUCUGUCCAACAGAAUUAACGAAAAAGUGUUAGGCAAGAUCGCCGAUUCGGUGCUCGGCGGACUCAAUUACUUGCACCAGCAACGUAUCAUUCAUCGUGACAUCAAGCCGUCGAACAUUCUUCUCGACAAACAUGGUAAUGUGAAGAUAUGCGAUUUUGGUGUUUCUGGAGAAGUUGUCAACUCGCUAGCUAAUACCUUUGUUGGCACGCAAUACUACAUGGCCCCAGAACGUAUAAUGGGUAAACCAUACACGGUCAGUUGUGACGUAUGGUCACUCGGGCUCACCCUCUUGGAAGUAGCGCUGGGUCGCUUCCCUUACCACAUUGAGAGCGAGUCGUCCCUUGGACCCAUUGAGCUACUAUCUUUAAUAUUGGAAUACGAACCACACUUGGAGGAUGUCGCGGACGAGGAUAUCUUUUGGUCUGAUUCCUUCAAGAACUUCAUCGAUUACUGUCUUAGAAAAGACCCCGAACAAAGGCCAUCGCCGCUGCAAAUGCUCAAACAUCCAUGGGUCGUUGGGCAGCUGCAAAUAAAGGUGAGCAUGGAUAGGUUCGUGAAGAGGCUUUGGGGAGACAAUUUGGAUUAA